AUGGAAGUAGUUAUACAUGAAAUGACUCAUAUUUUGGGUUUUAGCAAUUUAGAUAUACCAAAAUGGGUAACUUCUGAUGGAACUCCUCAUAAAAAUCCUACAAUCAAAUAAAAUAUAAGGGGAGUUGAAAAUUUACUUAUUACAACUCCUAACGUUUUGAAGUUUGCUAGAGAAUAUUUUGGAUGUCCUACUUUAGUUGGUAUGCCUCUUGACAGAGCAAAUAACGAUGAAUAUUCAAAUUCACAUUGGAAAAACACAGACUUACAAAACGAAUACAUGAAUUCAUUAAACUCUCCAAACUAAGCUUAUUUUAGUGGUUUUACAACUAAUCUUUUAAGAGAUACAGGUUUCUAUGCUCAAAUAAACGAAAAUAUGGAAGAAUAAAUGUUUUAUGGAAAAGGAGCAGGCUGUGAACAUAUCUUGGGUAAAUGUGAUUCUACUAAAAGAGAAUUUUGUAAACCUAAAACUGACUAGGGAUUAUGUGAUUAUUACCACCACGGAUAUUCUAUUUGUAAAGUUCGCACAUUUAAUGAUUCUGAUUGUAUUGCUAUUAAUAAUAGUGAGAACCUAAUAAAUUAAAAGUGA
Messenger RNA from Ichthyophthirius multifiliis, 585 nucleotides. RefSeq names its product leishmanolysin family protein, putative. Gene Ontology annotation, molecular function: metalloendopeptidase activity. Gene Ontology annotation, biological process: proteolysis; cell adhesion. NCBI's taxonomy places the organism in Eukaryota, Ciliophora, Oligohymenophorea, Hymenostomatida. The record is from RefSeq and is a predicted model, not a curated record. The transcript is spliced from 2 exons. Gene Ontology annotation, cellular component: cytoplasm; membrane.